CACACAAUGAUUAGCAGGGGCCUGGAUCCUCACCUCCUUUUCCCUUCCUCCCAGGCGGCGGACCUGCCCCAGGACUAUGGGGAUGGUGUGUCUCCUGCAGAAGGAGUGCAAGCCCUGGCUCUGCCCCAGCCCUGUGCCCCUGCUCCCCUGCCCUGUGCCAGUGACAGAGACCAGAUCUCCAAUGAGCACCUACGAGCCAAGCGGGCCAGGGUGGAGAGCAUCAUCCAAGGCAUGAGCCUCCCACCGAACCCCCUGUCGUGUGACACCAGCAGGGAGAGAGCUGACACGCAGAAGGGCUGCGAGACGCCACGGGAGAACAAGAGGAAGCCAAGGGUGCCCCAGCAGCAGCAAAGCGACGGGGCGGCCCAGUGGGCAGCCCCUGGUGCUGGCAGCCCCCAGGCACAGGGCUGCCAGCAGCUGAAGGCGCAGCUCCGCUUUUUAGAGCAGCAGCUAAGGCAGCUCCAGGAGAAGUUCUUCCAGGUCUGUGACCCCGGAGAUGCUGUCCGCGCCCAGGAAGGGAUGGAGAAAGCACAUCUACUGUGUGGAAAGCCUGGAGGCAGAUCAGGCAAGGACAGUGCCACUGCAGCCAGUGACCCUCUCACAGUGCCUUUUUGGAGGAGUGUCCCAGAGAUGGCAGGGCACGAAGCAUCAGAGGAGGAGGAAGAUGCCGGCAAUGCGGGCGGCCUGCCCUCGGAGGCCAGGGAGCUCUCGGAGAUGCUGAAGCACGAGCUUGCUGGGGCAACCUCUCGGGCGGUGGACUCUGUUCUGAAGACCAUGUGGCUGAAGUUCAGCCGCUGCAUCACUUCCCAGCUUAUCAAGUGGUUCAGCAACUUCCGCGAGUUCUACUACAUCCAGGUGGAGAAGUUUGCCCGGCAAGCCCUGCUGGAGGGUGUUGCCGACGCAAAGGUCCUGAGGGUCUCUCGGGACUCGGAGCUCUUCCGCGCACUCAACAUGCACUAUAACAAGGGAAAUGACUUUGAGGUCCCCGCGCGCUUCCUGGAGGUGGCCAGCCUGACGCUGCAGGAGUUCUUCAGCGCCGUCAGGGCAGGCAAGGACUCCGACCCCUCCUGGAAAAAACCUAUUUACAAGAUCAUUUCGAAACUGGAUAGUGACAUCCCAGAAGUGUUUAAAUCUUCUGGCUGCUCCCAGGAACUGCUCCGGAGCUGAAUCUCCAUGGAAGUGGCCUGAGACUUUUUGUAUACCAUAGCUAGGACAGGGGAGA
Struthio camelus australis is the source of this 1222-nucleotide messenger RNA. The record is from RefSeq and is a predicted model, not a curated record. Lineage: Eukaryota; Metazoa; Chordata; Aves; Struthioniformes; Struthionidae.